UGCAGAAAUCAGCGCGCUGAACUAGAAAAUAAAUUUGUGCCGCUUCUAUAUUCGACUGUCUUGACUGAAAUGUGACGCGGAUUGCUUGAGAUGAUGUGAAAAAAUGAGCUCCACCGCAUCUUGUUCUCUUCAUAUGCGAAAAUAUUGCAAUGAUGCACUGCUGAUGUAAAUCGCGAGAAAUCGGAAUUUGGGAUGAAAAAGAAAAGGAAAGAAAGAAGACCUUGGAAAACAAAAUACCGACCCCGACCCCGGCCCCGAGACCGCGUUUUACUGACACCCCAAAGUUUAAAUCUUUUCCCUAUUUAUAGCCGUGUCAAAUUAACCGUCGCUUCGCUUGAGUAACCGCACAUGUCGGCGGGAUUCUUGUUUUCCAAAAUCCCGCAAACUAGGUACUGGAUGUGGUUCUCAAUACAAAAGGAUAGCUAUUAUUUAGACUUUCAGUAACAUAUAAAGACAGAGGGUGUAUCUUGGGCCAAAGCGAAAACCAAAAACUAAAUUUAGAGAUCCGUGACCGAUGCAAUACAUCGGUUUUCUGUGGUUUCUGUGGUUGAAGAUCUCGCUCGUGAUUGGUUAUAACACAAUAAACAUUCCAGACAUACUUUAGGUGUUAAUGAUUUUCUGAGUUUGACAGCAUUGUCAGUAUUGAAAUCAACCGUGAAAAGCUAAAAAUGUGCAUCGCAUGUCAUGACAAAGCGGACGCGGACGCGCACGACAUGUUGACCUAGUUUGAGAGUUAAGCGGUCAGGAGAAGAGGUCACCAAGCAGAAAGAGAAGGGAAUAUCUGACUCUCAGGGUACCUUUGCUUAUUAACCCCCGAGUCUAUACAUCAUGACUUCACUAACCACUAACACUGCUGCAGAGGGAUACAAGGAAAGCUCUCUUCCCGUACAAAACGAGUCCGGCAAAACGUUCAUACGAGUGAACGUGAACCCUCAGCCCGGAGACACCAUCUUGGAUUUAGGCUGCGGUACAGGAGGGCUGUCUGCAUACCUGGCCGAACUCGUCGGACCCAAGGGAAAAGUUGUGGGUGUUGAUCCUGACAAGGAGCGACUUCAACUAGCUCGGCAAUCUUACGGUGACAUAAAGAACCUCUCCUUCAUCGAAGGAAGCUCUUCGCAGUUCCCAGGUAUUAGAUCAGAGAUGUACGACAUUGUCUUUAGCAACUAUGUAAUUCAGUGGAUUCCUGACAAAGAUAACGCGUUCCAGAACAUGUAUACAAGCCUUAAAUCCGGCGGCAAAGUGGCAGCGCAGUAUGUCAGCUAUCUUUACCCAUUCAUGCUGAACGCCUUUCAGGAGCUAAAUCCAGAGAAGGCAGCGCAAAUAAUCGGCAUGUUCAACUUUGAAGAGAGGGCAAAAAUCGAGCAGUACUGCUCUGCCGCCGGAUUCCAUAUAAUCAACAGCUACGACACUGAAAGUGCACAGUUUGUGUUUGAAAGCACUGACGGGUUUCUUAAGUGGCUUUGGUCAACUACGAACGGUUUGUUUGAUCCUAAGCUGGUAACCGAAGAACGCUUGCAGAGAUAUCAUCCGUAUUCAAGCCCGACAGGUGGAAAACCACUGGAUUUCCGCGGAAUCAAGGAGGAAACGACUGUGUGUCGACUGCUGGCAGUGAAAAAAGUCUAUUAGAACAGUAAAUUUGUUAUCAGACUUUAGUUGUUUGAACUGUCAAUUGCCAUACCUCUGACCAGUGGACUAUUUUUGACGAUGUCAUGCAAUUUCAGGGGUUUCAUUAAGAGCCGGGCACCGCGCAAAUUGACCCGCGGCUGUGAGGAUGAUUUUGCCCGCCUGAUUUGACAAUCUUGGGAACUCAAAGUUUUUCUUUGAAAGAAGUUCAGUUCGAAGAGGUUUUGCCCGCCUGUGAGAACCAGUUACCCUCCUACUGAAAAUGUUACUGAAAUCCCUGUGCAACAUUAACAAUGUUUCGCAUUUUUCAUAGAAAACAGAAAUUCAACUCCAUCGAUUGAUUUAGUGUGCCAAUAUAGUAACCCUGCGCAGUUUUAUAAGAAACCAUUUUUAACUCAUGGAAGUAUGUGACCCCAAACGCGCCAAUUUCUACAAAGAAAUGUAUGCCUGGGGGCAAUAUUAACGAAAGGCUUGCUUAAGGCUGCUGAUUAGAGACAAAGGUUAACAGAAAACCAACCAACGCCGAUGAUCGCAUUUUACAUUGCCGUAGCCUGGGGAGCAGGUCGUCGUAGCCGCGAGCGCGAAAUCGAGCAGCAAAGCCGCGAGACGAGACUCCUCACCGCAGGAUCGCUUUGCUCUUUGCCGCUCGCGCAUGUAACAUUUCCCAAGUCAUGUAGACAGCAGAUAACAGAAAUCACUUCUGCAUACCAUGUUGAACCAGGCCUGCCGGCUCUCGCCCACUUGACAAUAUUUUUCUGAGGAAUGCGAACAGUUUAAAACAAUAUAUGUAUUCAAGACUUAAUUAUCAAGCGAACUUUGAACUAAACCGUAACUCGUUUCACUACCUCACAGGCCUCUGACACACACAGGUUACCAUAACGACAACCAUAGCCUGCGUGAAUGGCCGGAUUUUGCGCGAGUGCUUUCGUUUUGGUGGCGAAGUCAUUGAUGCGUGAACGCGAGUGGCGAAGCCCGCGAGAGAACAAAAUGGCGGCUCCGCCACCAAAAAAAACACUUCUUAACGAAUCCCGGACAAUCCCGAAAACCCCCUCACGAAGACUCCACACGUAUCAAACAGAAGUCCGCGGAUGUUGCACAAUGUCAACUUAAAGACUUAAAAAGCAAAAUCGAUAAGGGAAUCCAACCAGUCUUUAUCCUCGGGAAAAGCAGGAAAAUCCAACAAGAAGUUAAGAUGCAAAACUGAGCCAAAACCAGCCAUUCUAAAUGACCUGCGUCAUGCAGGUCAUGUCGUCAACACCUCCACAAACAAGUUGAAGAACAAAAGAGAUCGGAGAGCAGAAGAGAUCUUUCCGUGCAAAGCUUUCCACAUAGGAUUACUUGCUCCCAAUUUUUAUACCCAUAAUUACAUUCACAAAUUCUUCACCGCAUUUUUCCACGCUAGAACUUGAUACUGUAACUGCGAAACGUUGUUCCCUAAUGAUUUCGCUAGUUACAUAAAUUCGUAUGAAAUGAAGCAGAAUCGGUGUCCGAAAACUAAUGAAUGAUACAUUUGCGAAUCAAAAGUGUGCAAGUAAUUUGCCGGUGAAAACCGCUUCAAAAGAUUUGAAACAUAAAUAUAAAAAAAAAAAAACUUAAAAAAAGUUAGUUAACAGUAGCAAAAAAAAAAAAGCAAAUAAAACAAUCAAAGACUCUUUACGCCAACUCGUGAUAGUUGACACGGACAUGCCGAUA
Messenger RNA from Orbicella faveolata, 3315 nucleotides. Its product is annotated as demethylmenaquinone methyltransferase-like. The record is from RefSeq and is a predicted model, not a curated record. NCBI's taxonomy places the organism in Eukaryota, Metazoa, Cnidaria, Anthozoa, Scleractinia, Merulinidae.